AUGAGAAGCACAUGGACGUCAUGUAGAUACAAGGGCAUUGAGAUAGCCAAACGAAAGUGUCCAAUGGAUCCAUUGGAUCCAUUGGACACCGUGUUUUCCGUUGGAAAAAUAUUUGUCAGAUGGAUCAAAUGGGCAAGUGAUUUCGCGUGCGGGCAUAACAUUGCUACAGCAGUUAGCGAAUA
This is a messenger RNA of Paramuricea clavata, 182 nucleotides long. The record is from the annotation of a GenBank genome assembly. Lineage: Eukaryota; Metazoa; Cnidaria; Anthozoa; Malacalcyonacea; Plexauridae.